AUGAGUCGGUCUCCAUCUUUUUCUGUGAAGCCUGAGCUUAGUAUAAAGCCUGAUCCUGAGUCUUUAAAACGAUGGAUUCAUGCAUUUUGCAUUAUGAGGUUUGAUCUUGAGCAAGGGCAGAUCUUAGAAGAGUGUUAUCCACCAGGUUAUCUCUCACAAGAAGAGGAAAUCGAGGUUUCGUUCAAUUCCUUUCCUGAUUCUGUCUCACAGCAUCAUAACCGUUCAAGCAUACAUGACUGCAUUUUCUUUUUCCGGUUUCGUAGACCAAAGAAGAACAAUGAGGAGGAGAGAGAUGGUGAUAGGUACUUGUAUGGUUAUGUAUUUAAUAGGCAGAGGCAUGAUGAAAGAUUGAAAAGGGGAGGUGAACAGAAGUCUGUGGUGAUUUUAUCGCAUACGCCUUACUCGAGUGUGUUUAGACCGUUGCUGCAAAUCAUUGGUCCGUUGUAUUUCGAUGUUGGAAAUAAGGCGAUUGAACAUAUUGCUGGUUAUGUCUCUAUGUGGCCUGCUCCUGUUCCCGGUAAGCUGAUGGAGUUGCCCAUUGGUAAUGCAAUGCUUAAGGUGAACUUGCCGCCUGCCCAUAGCCUUCCAUUGGAAAAUGGGAUUUUAUACGAGGAAUCUGCUUCUUCUAUGGCUCCUUUACUCCCUACAAAUCAGUCUGUUCCUCAAGGUCUUUUCCAUGAUGCGGAUCUUUUUGGCAUUUACCGGGGAUUAUUGUUGCAGCUAUGGACACUAUGGGAAUUGUUACUUAUAGGCGAGCCUAUCCUUAUCAUUGCGCCAACACCUCCACAAUGCUCUGAGGCAGUUGCUUGUCUUGUGAGUUUGGUUGCGCCACUAUUCUGUAGCGUCGACUUUAGACCAUAUUUCACUAUACAUGAUCCAGGAUUUGCUCGACUAAACUCACUCCGAGAAGGAGACACUUUCCCACCAAUGGUUUUGGGUGUCACAAACCUCUUUUUCCUUAAAGCUCUUCGCAAUAUGCCUCAUGUUGUCUCAGUUGGAACCCCUGCUCCAAACUCAAACCGUGUAGCCUUUACAAGUAGGUCGGCUGGUAGAAUACCCGGUAAAGCUGAAGGAUUAGGCGUUAAACAGCUUUCGUUAAGAACGUUCUCUCCUACAAAUUUGCUAAAUGCGGUAAAACUCAGGCGAGAUGGACCUCUGUGUCUCAUGACAGAGCACAAGGAAGCUGUCUGGACCACCUACUCUGCAAUAACAAAGCCAGACACUUCUAUUUUGAAUAGACUUAUUGAUGCUGGGAUGUCACCAAGGGUUGAGGAAUCAAUGUCAGUUGUGAAUAACGAGAUUCUGCGACGGCAUUUCUUGGAAUUAACUACGAAUUUCUUGGCCCCAUUUGGUCCAUAUUUUCAGGUUAAUGCCCCUUCUGAUGGUUCUUCCCCAUAUGUUACCCCUCCUUCGCUCCCAUCAUUCGGUGCUGAUGAAUUCCUUUCAAAUUUAUCUGCGAGAGGUGUAGGGAAGUUUUUGUCUAAACGCAUGAAAUCCAACUGGCCAGAUUUGUACAGGCGGUUUCUACAAGGACCCAACUUUAUGCCCUGGUUCCAAAGACGGCGUGCUGUUGCCGAGCAAGAGCAGCGUAGAUUAUGGAGGCUAGCAAGAAUGAAGACUAAUAUGCGACAGAUCACAUCUCAGAUGAAUGAAUUGGAAGCUGUGGAUUCCUUCAAUGCCAUUGAGAAACACAUUAAUGAAGAAGUCAUGUCACGAGAAUCAGGGAAAGGGGGUGCUGGUUCAGAAGCAACGUUUCAGAAACUGAAGAUUGAUUUGCAAGCUGUGUUCAGUGUACUUCCAAGGGACAUGCAGGAACUUCUGCUUUCAAAUCCGCAAAGAGCUUUACUUCUUCAAGACCAUCAGAGCUCCAAUGAAAUCCUCCUCUAA
This is a messenger RNA of Arabis nemorensis, 1887 nucleotides long. Lineage: Eukaryota; Viridiplantae; Streptophyta; Magnoliopsida; Brassicales; Brassicaceae. The record is from the annotation of a GenBank genome assembly.